ACACACCCAGCUUGCUAGAGCAAGAGUCUGCAGUGGAAAAGCGCUUUGGAAUUAAGAAACAUGCCCUUAUUCUGCUCCACAGCUCUCUCAGACUCCAGCAGCUGAGUGGAACUCUGCAGUAAAAGGGAAAAUCAAUUUUGCCUUUCAUGUUGUUGUUGUUUCACAGAUGCAGUCAGGAUGCCACCACAUCAGCCUCUUGCACAAAUCCCUGUGGUCUUCCUGAACAGCUCAUUAAAGCCAUUAACAGGCCCCAGGACAAUUUUCAGCCUCUUCAAGAGCAGCUGUGCUUGUAGCUGGGAAGAGAGCAGCGCUCUAAGAGUUAAACUGCAGUGACCUGGAACAUCACAGAUCCAAAAAACCCUGGAAUUUGAUACAGUUCAACAUCCUCAAUGUACUUUGUUAUUUACCAUACACAGACUCUGCCAGCUGAAGCUGAUCUGUUCAACCUGGGAAGAGAAGAAAGGACUGAAUUAUGUAUUUAUCGGGAUUUUUGCUUCAAUGUAUCGUCAUAGCAGCCACCUCCCACCUCCUCCCAUGUGCAUACCAUGUAAAAUUGGCUGUCUAGGCAGCACUUCAUAGGAGUCAUCACUGUGAAGCAAGGACAAGCAGUAGCAGUUACUUCACUGGGAAACUCAUAUUUCUCUUAUAGGUCGGAAGGAGCAGCCCCUAAAUAGCCCACUCCUGGGUAUACAGAUGGUUUGGCACACUUUGGAGUUGGGUAUUUCCAUCCAGCUAUUAUCUGGGGAGAUACACUUGGUAGAAGUGUUAGUUUCUUACUUGAAUCUUAUUACCGAAUACUUACAACUGAGUACAGGGAGUAGGGCCCUGGAGAAAUGGGGUCGUGGGAGAAGACAAGGAACACCUCUUCCCUGCCUCCUCUGUGUAGCCUGGAUUUGUGUAUCCAAUAAAGCUUUCAGCUUCUUUUUUUUUCUGGUAGCUGAAAUAUUACAGAUGUCCCAUGGGAAGCACUGCCACUUAGAGGGAAAUGGUGCCACAGGCCAGCUCCUCCACUACCUGCUGUGCCUCCCGGUUGGAAAACACGAGCAGGGAUCAGAGGCAGUACUGCCACCAGCGCUCCUCCUUGUGUUAGGUAAAAAACUUUAUUGUUUCUAAAUGAGCCUUUUUUUCCCCCGUUUGGCCCAUGGUGCUAAAGGAAGCACUUUAAAGUGUGUGUCCCCUGUUUCUUCCAGCUGAAGGCACUGCCUGGUUGUUCCCUCCUGGGGGAUAUGGACCCAGCCGUUCCCAUCUGAUCCCCAGCUCUGCAAAUCCUUGCAGGCAAAGGGACCCCGUGGGAGUCUUCCAUGCUCCCCAUGGACUGAAGUUCUGCUGAGCUGAGGAUGGAGAGUUCACAAUCUGCCUGAACUUCUGCAGAGCUUUGCUAACUUUUGCCAUCUGAUGGGAGCCCGGGUUGAAGACAAGAGCUCUGUCAUCAUGUCAGUCAGCGUGCACGAGAACCGUAAAUCCCGGACAAGCACCGGCUCCAUGAACAUCCUGCUUUUUCACAAAGCUUCCCACCCGGACUGUGUAUUGUCCCAUCUGAACACCCUGCGGAAGCACUGCAUGUUCACCGAUGUCACCCUUUGGGCAGGAAACAGGUCAUUCCCAUGUCAUCGGGCAGUGCUGGCUGCCUCCAGCAGAUACUUCGAAGCCAUGUUUAGCAAUGGGCUCCGGGAGAGCCUGGAUGAUGAGGUGAACUUCCAUGACAGCCUCCACCCAGAGGUGCUGGAGCUACUGCUGGACUUCGCUUAUUCCUCUCGGAUCAUCAUCAAUGAGGAGAACGCUGAGUCCCUCCUGGAAGCGGGAGAUAUGUUACAGUUCCAUGAUGUCCGAGAUGCAGCAGCUGAGUUCCUGGAGAAGAACCUUUACCCUUCCAACUGCCUGGGCAUGAUGCUGCUUUCAGAUGCUCAUCAGUGCCGCCGGCUCUAUGAGCUCUCCUGGAGGAUGUGCCUGGUUAACUUUGAGACUGUUCACAAGAGUGAGGACUUCAACAACCUUUCCAAGGACACUCUGCUGGACCUCAUCUCCAGCGAUGAGCUGGAAAUUGAGGAUGAAGAAAAGGUCUUUAAGGCUGUCAUCCAAUGGGUAAAGUAUGAUCUGGAUGAGCGGAAGGCUUAUCUCCCAGAACUCCUAAGGAACGUUCGUCUGGCCUUGCUUCCUUCUGAAUGCCUCAAGGAAGCUUUGGCUUGUGAGGACUUGAUCAUGGUGGAUGAAAGGAACAAGCUUGUCUUGGACGAAGCAAUUCAGUGCAAAAAGAAGAUCCUCCAGAAUGAUGGGGUAGUCACCAGUCCCUGUGCCAGGCCUCGCAAGGCUGGGCACACCUUGCUGAUCCUGGGAGGGCAGACCUUCAUGUGUGAUAAGAUCUACCAAGUGGACCACAAAGCAAAGGAAAUUAUCCCCAAAGCAGACCUGCCCAGUCCACGGAAGGAGUUUAGUGCUUGUGCCAUUGGCUGCAAAGUAUACAUCACUGGAGGCAGGGGCUCAGAGAACGGCGUCUCGAAAGAUGUAUGGGUGUAUGAUACAGUUCAUGAAGAGUGGUCAAAAGCUGCCCCAAUGUUAAUAGCUCGGUUUGGACAUGGCUCAGCGGAGUUGGAAAACUGCCUGUAUGUGGUUGGUGGACACACUGCGGUAGCUGGAGUCUUCCCUGCGUCUCCUUCUGUUUCCUUGAAGCAAGUAGAAAAGUACGAUCCCAUAUCCAACAAAUGGACGAUGGUGGCUCCUUUGCGAGAUGGAGUGAGCAACGCUGCGGUGGUGAGCGCCAGGCUCAAGCUCUUUGUCUUUGGUGGGACCAGCAUUCACCGAGACAUGGUGUCCAAAGUGCAGUGCUAUGAUCCAGCUGAGAACCGGUGGAUGAUCAAAGCCGAGUGCCCACAGCCCUGGCGCUACACAGCAGCCGCUGUCCUGGGCAGCCAGAUCUUCAUCAUGGGAGGAGACACCGAGUUCACGGCAGCCUCUGCCUAUCGCUUCGACUGCGAGACGGACCAGUGGACACGCAUUGGGGACAUGACAGCCAAGCGCAUGUCAUGCCAUGCCUUGGCUUCAGGGAAUAAACUCUAUGUGGUAGGGGGUUACUUUGGCACUCAGAGGUGCAAAACACUGGACUGCUAUGACCCUACGUCAGACACAUGGAACUGUAUCACAACAGUGCCUUACUCGCUCAUCCCCACAGCUUUUGUCAGCACCUGGAAGCACUUGCCAUCAUGAUGAGGGUCAGGGCCCGGGGCCUUGUAUCCAGGAGGUCAAUAAGAUGCUACAUCCAUAUCCCCAGUCUCACUGCUGGAGCCGACACAGUGACUGAGUCCCCGCUGGUCCUCCUGCACAGAACUCUGAGGAGCCUUUUGCAUUCCUUCCCGGCACCAGGAGCAGGGGGCAUCAUGCCAGGGGGGCACCGAGGGCCACCCAGCCCCACCACCAGCCACGAUAUGGGGACAGCGAGGAGCCACUGGCUGCCAGGCUGGAGCUGGACACGGGCACACUCAUGGGUACCAGUGGCCUGAUGGGACUGGGGAGACAGAGGAUGUGCACCAGGCUGCAUCCCUCAGCAAGCAGCGUGGGGAGCCAUUAGUUGCGUUUUGUUACUCGACUGGGGGGGUUAAAAGACAUUAAUAGUUUUUAUUCAAAGGCAGUGCACUUGCCAUUGGCAGUAGCUGCUGUUUGGGUGACUUGGAAGUGUUUUUAAAGGGAAAAGGGGUUGAAAGCACCUGGCUCCCCAUCCUUUGGCCGCUCCACGGAGGCGAUGGCUGUUGAAACACUAAAGCGUGGGAGCUUGGGCCGGCUGCCAGCAGCGCCGGGUGCUGCGGUGAAACAGGGCAGGUGCCUUUUGCUUUGCACUUUGGGCCUUAUUAAUGUUCUUUUCCCCUCUUCCCUCCCUUCUGUCGGGGGCCGGCAGCUCCCUGCAUGCAGCUGCUGGGAAGAGCACAGAGCGUGCCAAGGCCCCGGCACCACUGCUGAGAUAGUCACCAGAUAAACCCUGGGCUGCCUGCUUGGAGCCGGUCUGCUGAGCUCCUGUGCUCACCCAGCAGCGUGGGUGAAGGGGAAUUAGCACACGAGCAGACACAGCCUUGGGAAGGGGCGUUGUGCCUUUAGUGAGCAGAGCAGGGGAGCACCAUGGAGCUGUUGGAGUGGGCAUCCCCCUUGUUCCCACUGCACCACACAUCCUGGCUUCACCUCGGAGUGAUGUGAGCGUUCCUGACUGCAUGUUGCCUGCCAACGCUUGGGCUGUAGCUGCCCCACAUUAUCCACGAACAUUGGCUGACUCUAUUUGGGUUUAUCCUCGCAAGAGCUGUCAGCCUGAGUUGUUCCUCAUUCACGCUGAUGAGGAACGCACGUGGAUUUUGGCUGUCAAUACACGGAUGCAUCUCCCGACCAGCCUGCCCCAGCAUCCCGCUUCCCUCUGCAGCAGAUCUGGUCCUGCAGAUGCUCCAGGCUUGCCUUUUGCCCCUGAAUUAGGUUGAGCUGUAGCCUGGCCAGAUGAAUGAUGCAAUGCGAUGAAAAGCCUUGACACAGCUUCAAACAACAAAGGUCUUUUCGGAGCAAGCGAGCGCUGCCAGGAAGAGCACACGUUGCGCGCAGCCAGCCUGUGAUGCUCUGAGUGACGUUUAUUUACAUCUUCCAGGCUUUGUAUUUUCUUUCUUCCUUCGGCUGCUUGCGAACUUUAAUAAAAAUGAUGAUCUGGGAAACGGUC
This is a messenger RNA of Neopsephotus bourkii (Bourke's parrot), 4681 nucleotides long. RefSeq names its product kelch like family member 25 (gene KLHL25). Gene Ontology annotation, molecular function: protein binding. Bases 1396 to 3201 code for a protein of 601 amino acids. The transcript is spliced from 3 exons. The record is from RefSeq and is a predicted model, not a curated record. Lineage: Eukaryota; Metazoa; Chordata; Aves; Psittaciformes; Psittacidae.